Molecule: messenger RNA, 865 nt
Organism: Mus musculus (house mouse)
Lineage: Eukaryota; Metazoa; Chordata; Mammalia; Rodentia; Muridae
Gene: Apoa2
Product: apolipoprotein A-II
Exons: 4
Coding region: 444-752 (102 amino acids)
Biological process (GO): positive regulation of phagocytosis; regulation of protein stability; phospholipid catabolic process
Cellular component (GO): very-low-density lipoprotein particle; extracellular region; spherical high-density lipoprotein particle
Molecular function (GO): cholesterol binding; protein homodimerization activity; cholesterol transfer activity
Source: RefSeq, marked reviewed
GGGAGCACCUGGAAAUGGCUGCUCAGAACCUUGUUGACAACCAGCUUCACGCCUUCCAUCUGUGCUGGGAAUACAUCUGAAGGGAAGGAACAUGCACAGAUAAGGACCCCUAACUACAUAGACGGACUCCCCUUUCAAUUGCAUAUGAAGCACUGGAGGAAAUGACCUCCUUUCAAAUCCUGCAACAAAACGCUCUGCUUUGAACAUCUGGUCCUUUUUGACUGCCGGAUGCUCCAGCUGUGAUCUCCCCUCGCUGUUCACAUCACUGGACAUCAGCAUUCAGGACCCUCCCCUUCUCUAUGACCCUUCAUCCUGAGACACCCAAAAGCUGCGGUCUCACCUUUGCACAACCGGUGCAGCUCGUCGAAGCUCCCGGGGUUGGGCAGCGGUUCCUCUCGACGGUGGCUCCGGCGGGCACUGUUCCUAGGCCAUAGUCUGCCAUCAUGAAGCUGCUCGCAAUGGUCGCACUGCUGGUCACCAUCUGUAGCCUGGAAGGAGCUUUGGUUAAGAGACAGGCAGACGGACCGGAUAUGCAGAGCCUGUUCACUCAAUACUUUCAGAGCAUGACUGAUUAUGGCAAAGAUUUGAUGGAGAAGGCCAAGACCUCAGAGAUUCAGAGCCAGGCCAAGGCAUACUUUGAGAAGACACACGAGCAGCUGACACCCCUUGUCAGGUCAGCAGGAACUAGUCUGGUGAACUUCUUCAGCAGUUUAAUGAACCUUGAGGAGAAACCGGCUCCUGCGGCUAAGUGAGAUGUGCCAGGCCCAGUCUUCCCACCCCAGCUGCUCCACUGGCCACCGCUAGAGCCCCUCUCCCUACCUUCUGCCUGUUUUCUCCAAUAAAUGCGGAAGGAGUUAAACUUCAU